CGAUAUCGUCCCCUCCUUUAGCUACUUUUUUUCCGUUUCCAUUUUCUUUUUAUCUUACAUCUUGUUUUUCUCUCAUCUCCCGUCUCUUCCCAUCAGUCCACUCCAUCUUCCUCUCCAACUCCCAUUUCUCCAUCUGGUUGCAUCCCUUCCAGCUCCCUUUCCUUUUGUCCCUCUCCCAUCCUCCCACUUCCCUUGUGCUCAGGUCGCAGUCUCAGUCAGGAGCGGCUUGUCACUACCUCCCUUUAUCUAUAUCUCCAUACCUACCUAAUAAUACCCUCUUCCUCCUUUAAUCCUCUCUCCUAUUCCCAACUCUGUUGACAGAGUGCUCAGCAAUCAUGCCUACCUCUGCUCCUUUGGUCAACACCGCCAGCGGCGCCUCCGCCAACGACAACAUCACCCGUUUCGACCCCCCCAGCCGUGUGCUCACCCCCCUCAGCAACGCCCUCUUCCACAACAAGACGAGAUGCUUCGUAUAUGGUAUGCAGCCCCGAGCUGUCCAGGGUAUGCUUGACUUCGACUUCAUCUGCAAGCGUUCCACUCCUUCCGUCGCCGGUAUCAUCUACACCUUCGGUGGCCAGUUCGUGAGCAAGAUGUACUGGGGCACCAGCGAGACCCUGCUUCCCGUCUACCAGGACGUCGGCAAGGCCAUGGCCAAGCACCCUGACGUUGACACUGUUGUCAACUUCGCCUCUUCCCGUUCCGUCUACACCUCCACCAUGGAGCUGAUGGAGUGCCCUCAGAUCAAGAGCAUUGCCAUCAUUGCUGAGGGUGUCCCCGAGAGACGCGCACGUGAGAUCUUGGUCACUGCCAAGGAGAAGGGCAUCACCAUCAUUGGUCCUGCUACCGUCGGUGGUAUCAAGCCUGGUGCGUUCAAGAUCGGUAACACUGGUGGUAUGAUGGACAACAUCGUUGCCUCCAAGCUCUACCGCCGGGGUUCCGUCGGUUACGUCUCCAAGUCCGGUGGUAUGUCUAACGAGCUGAACAACAUCAUCUCUCAGAACACCGACGGUGUUUACGAGGGUGUUGCCAUUGGUGGUGACCGUUACCCCGGUACCACCUUCAUCGACCACCUUCUCCGUUAUCAGGCCGAGCCCGAGUGCAAGAUCCUGGUUCUGCUCGGUGAGGUCGGUGGUGUUGAGGAGUACCGUGUCAUUGAGGCCGUCAAGAACGGCACCAUCACCAAGCCCAUUGUCGCCUGGGCCAUCGGUACCUGCGCUAGCAUGUUCAAGACCGAGGUUCAGUUCGGUCACGCUGGUGCCUCGGCCAACUCCGACCUGGAGACCGCCGUCGCCAAGAACAAGGCCAUGAGGGAGGCUGGUAUCCACGUCCCCGAGACCUUCGAGGACCUUCCCCAGACCCUUGCGGAGGUCUACCAGGACCAGGUCAAGAAGGGCAUUGUCAAGCCCCAGCCUGAGCCUAUGGUUCCCAAGAUCCCCAUCGACUACUCCUGGGCUCAGGAGCUGGGUCUCGUCCGUAAGCCCGCUGCUUUCAUCUCCACCAUCUCCGACGACCGUGGCCAGGAGCUGCUCUACGCCGGUAUGCCCAUCUCUGAUGUCUUCCGUGAGGACAUCGGUAUCGGUGGUGUCAUGUCUCUUCUGUGGUUCCGUCGCCGCCUUCCUCGCUACGCCAGCAAGUUCUUGGAGAUGGUCCUCAUGCUCACUGCUGAUCACGGUCCUGCCGUGUCUGGUGCCAUGAACACCAUCAUCACCACCCGUGCUGGCAAGGACCUCAUCAGUGCUCUCGUCUCUGGUCUCCUGACCAUUGGUUCUCGUUUCGGUGGUGCCCUGGACGGCGCCGCUGAGGAGUUCACCAAGGCCUUCGACAAGGGCAUGAGCCCCCGUGACUUCGUUGACACCAUGCGCAAGGAGAACAAGCUGAUCCCUGGUAUCGGUCACCGUGUCAAGUCCCGCAACAACCCCGAUCUUCGUGUCGAGCUCGUCAAGGAGUUCGCUAAGAAGAACUUCCCCAGCACCAAGCUUCUCGACUACGCCAUUGCUGUCGAGACCGUCACCACCUCCAAGAAGGACAACCUCAUCCUCAACGUCGACGGUUGCGUUGCCGUCUGCUUCGUUGACCUGAUGCGCAACUGCGGCGCUUUCUCCUCCGAGGAAGUGGAGGACUACAUGAAGAUGGGUGUUCUCAACGGUCUCUUCGUCCUGGGUCGUAGCAUUGGUCUCAUUGCCCACUACCUCGACCAGAAGAGACUGCGCACUGGUCUGUACAGACACCCCUGGGACGACAUCACUUACCUGCUCCCCGCCCUCCAGAAGGGUGGCUCCGAGGGCCGUGUUGAGGUCAACGUCUAAUUUUCUUCCUGUCUCCCUUAAUACACAUACAUCUCAUGGAUUAGUCAUAAAAUCCGUCAUUGUUGACGUCGGAGUUCUGAUGGCUUGUUUUUCGCCUCUUAUUUCUUUCUGCAUCGGUUUGGUUCACUUCAUAUCUCAUCUAUUUCAACUUACAAUCUGUAGUGGCACAUGUGGCAUGACUCGCUGUUAAGGUUGAUGAAUAUCACGCAACGAUUAAGGAAAUGUG
This is a messenger RNA of Aspergillus sclerotioniger CBS 115572, 2532 nucleotides long. Its product is annotated as putative ATP citrate lyase, subunit 1. The record is from RefSeq and is a predicted model, not a curated record. Gene Ontology annotation, cellular component: cytosol. Gene Ontology annotation, molecular function: ATP citrate synthase activity. Lineage: Eukaryota; Fungi; Ascomycota; Eurotiomycetes; Eurotiales; Aspergillaceae. Gene Ontology annotation, biological process: fatty acid biosynthetic process; tricarboxylic acid cycle; acetyl-CoA biosynthetic process. The coding region runs from base 336 to 2306 and encodes 656 amino acids. The transcript is spliced from 6 exons.